Messenger RNA from Cephus cinctus (wheat stem sawfly), 1823 nucleotides. It is a transcript of the gene Rpt2, whose product is annotated as 26S proteasome regulatory subunit 4. The record is from RefSeq and is a predicted model, not a curated record. The transcript has 4 exons. Gene Ontology annotation, molecular function: proteasome-activating activity; ATP binding; ATP hydrolysis activity. NCBI's taxonomy places the organism in Eukaryota, Metazoa, Arthropoda, Insecta, Hymenoptera, Cephidae. Gene Ontology annotation, cellular component: proteasome regulatory particle, base subcomplex. Gene Ontology annotation, biological process: proteasome-mediated ubiquitin-dependent protein catabolic process. Bases 419 to 1741 code for a protein of 440 amino acids.
CUAAUGCACCAUAUAACUACGAACCUUAUCGAUAUUUAACACAUUGUAUUAUCAGAUAUUAAAACAGUAAUGAAUUACAUUGUUUUCACAAAUGCACUAAAUUGGAAAUGAGAACGGGUACAAUGACUUAAUUUAUUCCAUCUUACGCAAGCAAUUGUAUCCUUAUGAUUCUCCUCGCGGGGAUUUGUAUAUUAUUUAAUUGUAGAAUUGUUUUUUUUUUAUUAUUUCUUUAUAGUCUUUUUACAAAUAGUGUUUUUUAUCUCAGAUUGAACGAGAUAAAUCGAAUUUCGAAUUGUAUUAUUAGUAAGAUGGAGUGGGCUAUGAUGGCGCUCGCUGUCGACAUGCGGUACGGAAACAACAUGGCUGAAUCUAGUGAAUGACUUUGUGGUUUCACGGAAUUGUCAAAUAUUAAAUUGAGAUGGGUCAGAAUCAGUCAGGAGCUGGUGGUACGGGUGGAGACAAGAAGGAUGAUAAGGACAAGAAGAAGAAGUAUGAACCUCCAAUUCCUACUAGAGUAGGCAAAAAGAAAAGACGUACAAAGGGACCAGAUGCUGCUUUAAAACUGCCUCAAGUGACUCCUCACACACGCUGCAGGCUUAAGUUAUUGAAACUGGAGCGUAUUAAGGACUAUCUACUUAUGGAAGAGGAGUUUAUUAGAAAUCAGGAAAGGUUAAAGCCCCAGGAAGAAAAGAAUGAGGAAGAAAGAUCUAAGGUAGAUGAUCUCCGGGGAACACCCAUGUCUGUUGGCACAUUGGAAGAGAUAAUAGAUGACAACCAUGCCAUAGUAUCUACCUCCGUUGGAUCGGAGCACUAUGUCUCGAUUCUCUCCUUUGUUGACAAGGACCAGCUAGAACCUGGUUGUUCCGUUCUAUUGAACCAUAAAGUCCAUGCAGUUGUAGGUGUUCUGGGAGAUGAUACAGAUCCCAUGGUCACUGUUAUGAAGCUAGAAAAAGCUCCACAGGAGACUUACGCCGAUAUUGGAGGUCUUGAUACUCAAAUUCAAGAGAUCAAGGAAUCUGUAGAGCUGCCUCUGACACACCCUGAAUAUUAUGAAGAAAUGGGCAUCAAACCACCAAAGGGUGUGAUACUUUAUGGACCACCGGGUACUGGAAAAACUCUCUUAGCGAAAGCUGUGGCUAAUCAAACAUCAGCAACCUUUCUCAGAGUCGUCGGCUCUGAGCUCAUCCAAAAAUACUUGGGUGAUGGACCGAAACUCGUCAGGGAGUUGUUCAGAGUCGCUGAGGAACAUGCACCAUCAAUUGUUUUUAUUGAUGAAAUCGAUGCAGUAGGAACAAAACGAUACGAUAGUAACAGUGGCGGAGAACGAGAAAUUCAACGUACCAUGUUGGAGUUGCUUAACCAGUUGGAUGGUUUCGACAGUCGAGGAGAUGUUAAAGUAGUUAUGGCUACUAACCGAAUCGAAACUUUGGAUCCUGCUUUGAUUCGACCAGGACGUAUCGACAGGAAGAUAGAAUUUCCUUUACCAGAUGAGAAGACGAAGAGGAGGAUCUUCAGUAUUCAUACAAGCAGGAUGACAUUGGCACCUGAUGUCAACCUGGCUGAACUGAUCAUGGCCAAAGACGAUCUCUCUGGCGCUGACAUUAAAGCAAUUUGUACUGAAGCCGGACUCAUGGCGCUGCGUGAACGUCGUAUGAAGGUAACCAGUGAAGAUUUCAAGAAGUCAAAGGAGAGUGUUCUCUAUAGAAAGAAGGAAGGUUCACCUGAAGGAUUGUACUUGUAAACUUAAACAUGUUUCUAUUCUUUAUUUCUAAUUAAAUUGUGGAAGUAAAUUGCUAAAUGAAUAAAAUUAUACUCAAAAAACA